This is a messenger RNA of Ricinus communis (castor bean), 1117 nucleotides long. RefSeq names its product cell number regulator 8. The record is from RefSeq and is a predicted model, not a curated record. NCBI's taxonomy places the organism in Eukaryota, Viridiplantae, Streptophyta, Magnoliopsida, Malpighiales, Euphorbiaceae. Bases 133 to 876 code for a protein of 247 amino acids. The transcript is spliced from 3 exons.
CUCAUACCUUAACCUCUUCUUUAAUUGUCUAAAUUUUUUGAACUAUUUAUAGAUCUAAUUUGCCUUUUGCUUUUGAUUAUUGAUUAUUGAUCUUCGUCUUCUCUUUUCUAUCUCAACGAAGAAGAAGAAAAAAUGGCUAAUAACAAUAACAGUAACCUUAACAGCACCUCCGAUCGGGAAGAAUCGAAUCCUCUCUUGAACAAGAACCUUCAAGAACAAGAGAAGAAAACAACCAAAGCUGCUGCUGAAUCUCCAGUGGAGAAACCGGCACCGCCGCAAUUGCGUCGGCCUGAAUAUGGGUGGACUGCCAAUGGGUUGCCUUUGAGUCACGGGAGCGUUGUUGGUGAGCCUAUGGGUCGUGCUCAGUGGGAUUCAAGCAUUUGUGCUUGUCUUGGUCGCAAUGAUGAGUUCUGUAGCAGCGAUCUUGAAGUUUGUCUUCUUGGAAGUGUUGCUCCUUGUGUGCUGUAUGGCAGCAAUGCUGAGAGACUUGGAUCUACUCCUGGGACCUUUGCCAAUCACUGCUUGCCUUACACUGGUCUUUACUUGAUUGGUAAUUCAUUUUUUGGUUGGAACUGCAUUGCACCAUGGUUCUCUUAUCCUAGCCGUACAGCUAUCCGUCGACGGUUCAACCUGGAGGGUAGUUGUGAGGCACUUAAUAGGUCAUGUGGUUGCUGUGGAAGCUGUGUGGAGGAUGAGCUGCAGCGCGAACAGUGUGAAUCAGCAUGUGAUUUUGCAACCCAUGUGUUCUGCCACCUAUGUGCUCUCUGCCAGGAAGGCCGUGAGAUCCGCCGCAGGGUGCCUCAUCCUGGAUUCAAUGCUCAACCGGUCUUGGUUAUGAUCCCUCCUGGGGAGCAGGCAAUGGCCCGUGAGCCCUGAAGGCAGCCAUCCUUUACACUGUCUAUAUACAUAAUAUAUCCGUGUGAUGUUGUAAAACCCUUCGUUAAAGUUUGUUUCUGUGACCUGAAUUGCAGUGGCAGAUCCUAUUGGUUUGAUCAAGUAACGCAAUGAUGAACACGCAGACCUUGUUUAGUUUAUAUUAUAUUUGUGUAUCUUCCUUGUAAUUUGUUUAUAUAUUUAUUUAUUUUGGUUGGAAUGGAAGUGAGUUGCAACCUAGACA